AUGCCCUCUUUCGGUCGCAUUGGCAAGCAUAGCAAUCGUUCCCAGCAUAACCUGGUUGAGCAACAGCAACAGCAACAUCAUCAACUCCUGCUUCAACAACAGCAGCAGCAGCAACAACAACUUCAGCAGCAACAGCAACAGCAACAACUUUCUUCGCACCAGCAACAGGUGGCGGGCAGUGGAGCUACUGCACCGCCCCAUCAUCCUCUUCAACAACAAACAAGUGGUGCUACCACAUCUACUACUUCUCUCUCUUCUCCUGCUUCGGGGUCUGUGACAGGACCUAGCCCUUUAAACGGAGGUCGUCGAGUAUCUGCUGCUGGUGUCGCUAUUCCCGUGACCGGCCAGUCUCUGCCAGUGUCAGUGGCCGUCGCCGAGUCUAACCCAACAACUCCGUCAGCCUUGUCAACCGGCCUUAGCUCUAGUGAGUCCUUUCAACAACAACGAUUACCACCACCUCCACCACCACUAUCAUUACCGGCCGAUACUAGGGCUGCCCAACCACAAACACUGCAACAAACUCCACAUACUUCACCACACCAACUCCAACACCAGCACCACCAUCAAUUAAGUGGCCAGCUGCCCAUCCAGCCUAUCCAGCCCGCCCAGCCUCUAGAAGUGUUCGGAAACAAUCCAUCUAAUAAUUUACCCACUAAUUCAAUACCCCUCAAUCAAGCCUCCGCUGCUUACACCGCGCGACAGCAGCCCCACGAUAAUUUCGCCGAAUUGGUUUCGCGCUCCCAAUCUGCUAGAUAUUCCCAAUUAAACCCACUGCAGACCCAACACCCAUUCGGUCUCUCCUCUAACUCGGUCGACAACCUACCUCAGACCGUCUCUUCUCCUGUCGUUCCUCCCAGCCAGCCACCCGUCCCACAUAGCCAAACGGCCCCCACCGAGACAAAGCGAUCAGCUCGCAAGCUGAUCAAGAACUUCAUCGCCGGUUCUUCUUCCUCCAACAGACCUACUUCAGAUCACUACCAGGACGCGUCCUACGACAACGGCUCUGGUCUGACCCGCCGACCAUCCAAGAGGGCUAGCAACACACCUGCCGUUAGAGGAGGCUCUUUGUUGUCGCGGCCUAUUGACCAUCCCGACUGGGUUCCGCCCCCAAGUGCUGGCUCACGCAGCCACCACCACUCACCUAUCCAACCUGUACGCGACCUUGACGAUCCUUAUUAUACCGCCUAUUCUAACCAAGAUAUGUUUUCACAGAACCACCAAGAUCUACCGCGGAAUACUAUUAGACAAGUUCCUAACGAUCCCGACCCCGAUCCUGAUACGUCACCUUACAGCCGCGAAGACCUCGCUUUUCAUCAACAACAGGCUAUCGUCCAGCACCAAGCUCAGUUGCAGGCGCAAGCGCAUGCCCAGGCCGUCCAAGCCCAAGCACACGCUCAGGCGCAGGCGCAGGCACAUGCACAAGCCCAAGUAGAGCAGCAGCAACAGCUAUACGGUGGCCAGAUUAUUGUCGACCCAGCACAGAACCAGUACCAGUACACACCUCCUUACGAGCAAUAUCAGACAGGAGAUAGGCGUCCGUCCCUUUUUACUGGGCAUCUAAGUGCGCCAAGUCCGCAGCCGCCAAACCCAGAAACAGUCUCGCAGGUGUCACAUGAAUCGCCUGAUUCCGAUUCAGACUAUCAACAUCAACAGCAACAGCAACCACAACCCAACUCAAGACUUACACACGAUUCACCCGCCGUGAGUUUCUCGCAGCAGGACCUACAAAGCUCACAGAGCCAGCAACAAUCGGUGUCAACGGGACAGACCCCGAACAUGGCACCACCACCCGGAGGACCUGGACAAAGCCGCAGAUCGGUAGACCACGAUAAGCAAAUGCGCUCCGUUGAACCUCCUCCCGGCCCCCCGCCUGGCUAUAGACAUAGUCAGGGGCCUCUAAAUGCGAUGAAUCCCCUUCCACCUACGCCAGGUGUAACUGGCGCGCCACAAACCUAUCGCACGAGCGGCGUGCAAGACCGACCGCAGUUCGAUGGGCCUGGCCCCGAGGGUCGAAAUAGUCCCCAACCCUCAAACAGUACAGAUCGAGAAGCUGAUCCGGAGAAGCUUUCUAAAGACAUACUAACUAAGUAUAAGAACGUCAAGAGGCUUUAUUUCGACGGCAAGUCUCAGAUCGAACAGUUGACUGCUCAAGUGGAGCAGUUACAAAAUGCGGUUGCGAACCAGAGAAUGUCCCAGUCUCGGACAGCGCUCGACGACAGCGAGUAUUCAACUCGGUUUAACAGACUCAAUGGUGCGAUCAACAACCUUUCCUUCAACAUUCGUAAGGACUGGCGAACGCUACCUGGUUGGAUAGAGCGAUACGUGAGCCCGGAGGCUAUUCAGACAGGCAAGCAGGAGAUGACGGCGGUCGGACGAGCCGUAAUUAUUCGAUGGAUAGUCGAAGAGAUUUUCAACAAGUGUUUCCAUCCUGGGUUGGAUAUGCACCUAAGCUCUCAUUUGAAGCAAAUAGAGCAGAAUAUUCGCAGGUUUUCGUAUACACUGAAUAGUCAGGAGGAGUAUGAGGCUUUAACGGCUAAGGUUGUCAACUGGCGAAUGGCUACUCUGGAGGGCCUCCAACACAUGCUACAAGCGCCCGAGAGCGCCGAAUACCGCACCGACUUCACUAAGAUGGCCACUAGUAAUCUGACUGCGACGUUGUUCCAGUACCUGACAGAUCCUCCCCCAGCCGGCGUAGACGGCAGCGCAUCGACGAUCGUCGAGUUGGCGGUAGGCAUCGCGGCUAACCUACCCCUAGAAAGCCGAGAUGUAGCUAUCACAUACCCCCUACCAGGAGACCCGAUACACCCCGACACCAUGGAGCAGGAGAAGACAACUUUGCCUCCGCUGCCGGAGCCGAUCGAAGACGCCGACGAGGGCAACGACAAGGAUGGCGACAAAGCGAAGCGCGAGAAGUCGUCAAAGAGUGGUAUGUUAACAAUGCUUGGCGGGUCCUACCCGUCCAGCAGGAAAGGCAGCGCGGCUUCGGUCCUUACUGACACCACGACAUCGGCAGCUGCAGCAUCAUUAUCACUCCCGCCCCCCAAAGAUCCUAAAAAGGUUCGGUUUGCAGGUUUCGUCGCGGUCGAGGUCAGGGGAAGACAAGUCUUGGUCAAGGCUCCCGUAUGGAAUCUAGGUUAA
Messenger RNA from Annulohypoxylon maeteangense, 3138 nucleotides. RefSeq lists its product as uncharacterized. Bases 1 to 3138 code for a protein of 1045 amino acids. NCBI's taxonomy places the organism in Eukaryota, Fungi, Ascomycota, Sordariomycetes, Xylariales, Hypoxylaceae. The record is from RefSeq and is a predicted model, not a curated record. The transcript is spliced from 2 exons.